Messenger RNA from Heterostelium album PN500, 915 nucleotides. RefSeq lists its product as uncharacterized. Bases 1 to 915 code for a protein of 304 amino acids. Gene Ontology annotation, molecular function: GTPase activity; GTP binding. Gene Ontology annotation, cellular component: cytoplasm. The record is from RefSeq and is a predicted model, not a curated record. The transcript has 5 exons. NCBI's taxonomy places the organism in Eukaryota, Evosea, Eumycetozoa, Acytosteliales, Acytosteliaceae. Gene Ontology annotation, biological process: intracellular protein transport; vesicle-mediated transport.
AUGGGUCAAAGUAAUAGCAAAGUAGAUAGUAUUUUCACAAGUAAAGUAAACAUCUUAAUGAUUGGUUACGAUUAUGGCGGGAAAACAACGAUUUUACACAACCUAAAGAUUGGUGAGAUUUCCCAAGUUAUUCCAAUGAUUGGUUUCUCUUAUGAACAAGCAAAAUAUAAUAAUCUAAAUAUAAUUAAUAUGGAUUUAUCACAAAAUAGAUGGAACCGUAGAUUAAUGGGGAUGUUAUUCAAAGAUAUAGAUGCUAUUACUUUUGUAAUCAAUUCAUCAGAAGACGAACUAUUCACAGACAUUAAAGAAAGUUUAGAAUAUUUAUUCAAUCAAGCAAAUGCUUUCUCAAUAUCAGAGAUAUCGAAACGUAUCAAUACACUAGAGAUUAAAGAUAGAAAAUGGUAUCUUCAACCAACAAUUGCAAUCAAUAAUAACUUUGGUGUUUUAGAAGGUUUUCAAUGGUUAUCAGAUAUAAGUGAGAUUGCAAUGAGUUGUAUUCAAGUUGGUUUCUAUAUAGAACGUGUAGAGAAUAAAUAUUUUAAUAUUACAAGUUGGGAUUCAAAUUGGUAUAGAGAAUCAUGGAGAUUAUAUUUUAAUGAUAUAGAUGCUAUUAUUUAUGUUAUUGAUUCGACAGAUCAAAGAAGUUUAGAUAGUAUAUCUAUUAAUAUCACUACAAUAUUGAGUGAAGUACAACUCAUAGGCAAACCAAUUCUAUUCUUUUAUAACUACCAAGAUGCUCAUGAUGCUCUAUCGAUUUCAGAGAUAUCAGCACGUAUCAAUACUAAUGAUAUCAAAGAUAGACAAUGGUUUACUCAACCAACAGCGGCAAUAGAUAAUAAUAGUGGUGUAUUAGAGGGUUUUCAAUGGUUAUCAAAUAUUUUAAUUGAUGAAUCGAAUCAUCAUAAAACUUUGUAA